Salmo salar (Atlantic salmon) is the source of this 6460-nucleotide messenger RNA. Lineage: Eukaryota; Metazoa; Chordata; Actinopteri; Salmoniformes; Salmonidae. The record is from RefSeq and is a predicted model, not a curated record.
UCCCCCACCCGUUCCAACUUGUUAUGGCAGGAAGAAGCCUACCGUGGAAGGGUUUGAACGUUGUCACUCGGGAAAGUUAACUUGUUCCAGUAAUGGAAACGAAUUUGAGAUGACUGUAAUAAUGGAGUCAACAGCGAUAUAACAAAGAACAACUUGUCUAAUAGGAAAAACAACUUGUGGAAGUAGGAAGAGCCGUAUUUUUUUUUUUUGUACCGAGUUUUAGCCUAGCUAGCAUUACAUUAGCCAUCAGUCACUACCGCACAGACACUCAGGGAGGCACGCAAUGGUUUUUGGGGGGGGAUUACGGACGACUCUCCUUGCGACGAAAAUUGCACAACAUUUGUUGUAAUGGUAAAGUUUUGUUUGUUCCAACAACAAAGAGUCGUCAAGAGUAGCUACAAUACGUUUCCUUUCCACUGUUUGGGGGGGUACUUUGAAUUUCCCUCCUUUUUCAAUCCAAGGCGGAUGAAAAGGGGUUUGGGGUUGUUAUCUAGCACCAGUUAACUAGCCAUUUGCUAAUAGUUGUAGUCAGUUCUCAAGGGUACUUAGCUAUACUUUUUUUUUCGUCGGAAAGGACAACUUUUGAUAACUUUGUAUCGAGGCAAAAUCGGGAAAUCACCGGGUGUGUUUGUGGAUUUAUUUUUGUUCUCCCUUUUGAGGAAAUUAUCUCUACACAAUGGAUCCUAAUUCAGGCAAUUCUGCCUCUGCUCCCAAAAGCAAGAAGGACAAGAAAGAAAAGAAAAACUAUGAAGAUGGAGACGGCAAAAAGAAAUUUAAACUCAAACGGCUGAUUCCUGAUGAGUUGGAGCGUUUCACCAGCAUGAGGAUGAAGAAGGACAAGGAGAAGCCUCAUGCAGCCGGGCAGCGCCACUCCAACGCUGCCCACUACGAGGUUCCUACCCAGGGGCCCAUGCUGCAUGACCACCCUGAUGAAUACGUCCUGGAACUCUUUGAACAGAUGCUGGUGGAUAUGAACUUGAACGAGGAGAAGCAGCGGCCUCUGCGGGCGAAAGACAUCGUCAUCAAACGAGAGAUGGUGUCUCAGUACCUUCACACGUCCAAAGCUGGUCAGAACCAGAAGGAGAGCUCCAAGUCAGCCAUGAUGUACAUCCAGGAGCUGAGGACUGAGCCCAGAGACGCACAACUCCUGGGCUGUCUGGAAUCACUCCGGGUCUCCCUCAACAACAACCCUGUCAGCUGGGUGCAGAACUUUGGAGACGAGGGCCUGGUUCUGCUGCUCAACAUCAUGAGGAAAAUCCAGGAGGAGAAGGACGAGUACCCAAACAUGGGCAUGAAGUGUCAACACGAGAUUGUGCGCUGUCUCAAAGCCUUCAUGAACAACAAGUAUGGUCUGAAGGCCAUGUUGACGUCUGCCGAGGGCAUCCCUCUGCUGGUCCGAGCCAUCAACCCCCGGGUCCCUCACAUGAUGGUGGAUGUGGUCAAACUGCUCUCGGCCAUCUGCAUCCUGGAACACCCUGACAACCUUCAUGAGCGUGUUCUGGAGGCCAUCACUGAGGAGGCAGAAAAGCAGGACAAUGAGAGGUUUCAGCCACUCCUCUUAGGGAUGAACAAGCCCAACAUCGCCUUGAAGAAUGGCUGUAUGCAGCUCAUCAACGCUCUCAUCAGUCGAGGAGAAGAGCUGGACUACAGGAUCCACAUCCGCUCAGAGCUACUGAGACUGGGCCUGCGAGACCUGCUGACGGAUAUUCGGCCCAUAGAGAAUGAGGAGCUGAGGGUGCAGCUCAGUGUUUUUGACGAGCAGGCCGAGGAUGACUCUGAUGAACUCCAGGCCCGCCUCAGCGACGUGCGCAUCGAGAUGGAUGACGUGACCGAGGUGUUCCAGAUCCUGAUGAACACGGUCAAAGACUCCAAGGCCGAAACACACUUCCUGUCUCUGAUGCAGCACCUGCUGCUGGUUCGCAACGACUACAUGGUCAGGCCCCAGUACUACAAGCUGAUAGAUGAGUGUAUAGCUCAGAUCGUGUUGCACAGGAACGGAGCCGACCCAGACUUUAAGUGCCGUAAUCUCAGCCUGGACGUUGAGGGGUUAAUUGACAACAUGGUGGACAAGACCAAGGUGCAGAGCAGUGAGGCCAAGGCCAUAGAGCUGGAGAAGAAGCUGAAUGCAGAGCUGACGGCGCGCCAUGAGCUGCAGGCGGAGCUGAAGAAGAUGGAGGGAGACUAUGAACAGAGAGUCCAGGAGCUGGCCGCUGAGAAGGAGAUUCUGGGCUCUGAGAAGCAGGAGAGAGAGAGCGAGAAUCAGACCUUACUGGGACAGAUCAACACGUUCAAAGAACAGAUAGAGACGCUCAAUAAGGAUCUGGAGGAGGCCAAGACCAAAGUUGUCACGGUCCAUGUCCCAGUUGGCCCUGCUCCUCCCACUGCCCCCCCUCUCCCAGGGCAAGUUAGGAUGCCCGUGCCCCCUCCUCCACCCCUACCCGGCCAAACAUUCCUCCCUUCCCCACCUCCUCCACCCCCCCUACCAGGGAUGCCCGGCCCCCCUCCGCCACCCCCCCUACCAGGGAUGCCCGGCCCCCCUCCGCCACCCCCCCUACCAGGGAUGCCCGGCCCCCCUCCGCCACCCCCCCUACCAGGGAUGCCCGGCCCCCCUCCGCCACCCCCCCUACCAGGGAUGCCCGGCCCCCCUCCCCCUCCUCCCCUCCCUGGUGGUCCUGGAAUGCCCCUUCCUGCACCUGGCAUGGGCAUGCCCCCUCCCCCUCCUGGUAUGGAGGGCUGGGCAGCCCCUGUGCCACCCCCUCUGCCCUUCGGCCUGUCGCCCAAGAAGGAGUACAAGCCUGAGGUGCAGCUGAAGCGGGCCAACUGGAGCAAGAUUGGACAUGAGGAUCUGUCUGAGAAGAGUUUCUGGACAAAGGCCAACGAGGAUCGCUAUGAGAACAACGAGCUCUUUGCCAAACUCACCCUGGCCUUCUCCUCCCAGACCAAGACCUCCAAAGCUAAGAAAGACCAGGAGGGAGAGGAGGAAAAGAAAACAACCCAGAAGAAGAAGGUGAAAGAGUUGAAGGUGUUGGACUCCAAAUCAUCGCAGAACCUUUCCAUCUUCCUGGGCUCGUUCCGUCUGCCCUACGAGGAGAUCAAGAACGUCAUCCUGGAGGUCAACGAGAAGCUGCUCUCUGAGUCCAUGGUGCAGAAUCUUAUCAAGCAGCUGCCUGAACAGGAGACGCUGAAUGUUCUGGGUGAGAUGAAAGACGAGUAUGAAGACCUGGCAGAGGCCGAGCAGUUUGGAGUCGUGAUGUCGUCGGUGAAGCGGCUGAAGCCUCGCCUGACGGCCAUCUUGUUCCGGCUGCAGUUUGAGGAGCAGCUGAACAACAUCAAGCCGGACGUGGUGUCCGUGACGGCGGCCUGCGAGGAGCUCAGGAAGAGCGCCGCCUUCUCCCAGCUGCUGCAGAUCAUCCUGCUGGUGGGCAACUACAUGAACGCCGGUUCCCGCAACGCCAAGGCCUUCGGAUUCAGCAUCAGCUACCUCUGCAAGCUGCGGGACACCAAGACAGCUGACCUGAAGCAGACGCUGCUGCACUUCCUGGCUGACGUUUGUCAGGAGCAGUAUCCCGACGUCAUGACCUUCCCAGACGAGCUCAUCCACGUGGAGAAGGCCAGCCGAGUGUCGGCUGAGACUCUGCAGAAGAACUUGGAGCAGAUGGGCCGUGCGCUGAAGAGUCUGGACAAAGACCUGGAGACCUUCCCUCCUCCACAGAGUGACAGGGACAUGUUCAUAGAGAAAAUGAAUAGCUUCGUGGGCAGUGCCAGAGAGCAGUAUGAGAAGUUGGACAUGAUGCAUAAGAACAUGGAGAAGCAGUACUCUGACCUGGGGGACUACUUUGUGUUCGACCCUCGCAAGAUUUCUGUCGAAGAGUUCUUCGGCGACCUCAACAACUUCAAGAACAUGUUCCAGCAAGCGGUGAAGGAGAAUGCGAAGAGGAGGGAGGCGGAGGAGAAGAUCAAGAGAGCAAAGCUGGCCAGAGAGAAGGCUGACAGGGAGAAGGAGGAGAAACAGAAGAGAAGCCAACAACUGGACCUCAACGCAGAGGGUGAUGAGACUGGUAUCAUGGACGGCCUGUUGGAGGCGCUGCAGUCUGGUGCUGCCUUCAAGAGGAAGAGAGGCCCACGACAAGCUGACUCAGUGCUGUCCCUGUCACAGCUAGUGCUGGAGACCUGCUCGGUAACCCGUGUGUGUCAACAGAACCAUGUGACUCCAACCGAAGAGCUGGUCAUGCAGUAACGAACAUCCUGGCCAAAGAGUUGAUGAAGGAGGACACCCCGCCCUCCUUCAGCAAACCGCUCAAUAAGAAGACCAAGGCAGAACAGAAGGAGGAGCCUAGCAUAGAGGGGGCGGGGUCACUAGAUGAUCUCUUAGAGGAAAGCCUAUCACGGUCCAGUUAAAAAAAACGGGUAGAAGUUACCCCUUAGCCACAGAUCUUGGAUCAGCCUACCAUACCCAUAUCCUAACCUUAACCAUGGGGGCAGGGAUACAGAAACUGAUCUUAGAUCAGUGUCUAGCAGCAACUUCCUCCUACUCUCCUUCGUAGGACCACGGGAUUGGACAGACUGGGUCUGAAGGGGCCAAUGGAUGAGUGCGGGGCUCUCACCUUAACCACACUCCCAGGGUUUCGCAGGCUGGCUUGCUAUUAGUCGCUUCCACGCUGAGGGAGGACUCUUGCUCUGCCGUAUAAACGUACAGUAUCAAUGGUCAAGCGUCAGCAUCUGCACACAUCCACUGCACUCUGUCUAUCGCUCAUUCAGUCUCUUUCUCUAUCAAUUUCUCUCACACACACUGUCACUAUCUAUCCAUCUACUUUCCUCUCUCUCUGAAGUACGUCUUGAGACAGUCCCACAGACACUUUAUCAGAAGGGAUCCUAUUUUUUAUCAUUUUUUUCUCCAGAGGGAUAGGAUGGAUUUCCCAAUCUGGAUGGUUGGACUGUCCUACCUAUGUGGAAGCCCUGAUGUUUUAUAGAACAUGUUUAGCUUUUUCCCAGGUUUGGUUUCAAACCUGUUAAAUGUUGCUCUGUAAUUGUCAAAUAUGCUGUAUGUUUAUAAAAGAAACAAGUGCCAACCAAUACAACUUGAAGUUGCACAUGUCAGCCCUCGUGUUGUCCAAUAGGAGUUUGUGUUGGGUUAGGGUGGACCAAGGGAUAGGUCUAAGUGUGUGUGUGCGCACGUGUUCCACAGUCCUCAUCUCAUUUCCCCGGUUCUUUAUGUUCUCUCUGAUUCACAGGGAGGAGUCACUAUGUCGGUGAUAAACAGACUAUAGGGCCUUAUUGGCCAUUCUCAAAGGACGUCUCCACAAGCAGGAAAUUGUGUGUGUGUCCAGAGCUACGUGUGUGUGUGUGUGUGUGUGGUUGUUUGUGCAUUCAUGUUGUGUGCGUGCGUGUGCGAGUUUGUGCUUGGGUAUGCUCUGCCAUCUGUAAUUACUGUAUGGUCCUGCCUCUGCCUGCCUGUCUGCCGUCAUCAUAAAUGCUAUAUUUCCUAAACAGCGCUGUGGUCUUUCUGCUGAAGUUACAGCACACUGGAGACCUGCCCCCCAAAAAAUGCUGAGACGAGUGUGUGUCCCCGAGUGUGUGUCGCCGUGCGUGUGUGUGUGCGCGCUUGCCCCUUUAGACUGCAACACCCGUUGCUGAAUGUCUGGCCUUUCCGGUUUUGUAUUUGUAUUCAACAUCAGCAAAUGUUGCCGCCACAACGUUCGUGUAAUCCAAGGAGAAUGAUAAGCAGUUCUGCCAGUUAACCCAUGCUUUACCAAUCCCUAUGCAAACAUGACAUAUCCCUACUGCUGAUCUCAAGUCAGUCACAAACGGUUAGAGCAUCUGCUUGAACAACUGUGGUUUCCCGUAAGCGCUGAUCAGAGAUCGGUUUGUACAGGUCUCUGGAAUCGAGCCAAGCACAAGCUUGUUGGGCUUUUACCAGCACAACAUAUUGUUAUUAUCAAAGAGCUGAGAGAUCGUUUCAUGAUAAUAAUCAUUGCUUCCUGCAGUAUAUUUCAAAGGUAUAAAAAUGACAAAUGUUACCGCAACGUCUGUGUGACUUAGCAACUUCAGUCAAGGGGCGACGAGGAAACAUUCAGCCCUUAGAUUGUAGUUGUUUGCCAGAAACAGAAGUAUGACGUGUCGACCGUAAGACAACGUUCCUUGUGUGGAUGAGUCAUUUCAGGUGAUCCUGUCCCUAUUAUUUAAGUGGUCUUUUAAAGGACGUUGAGGAAAGGUUGAAAAAACAUCACUGGAAAAUAAUCCAAUUUUCUGGCCUGAUUUUAUAAUUUUCUAGAUUUUUUCAUUUUUUCAUUUUUUUUCUUUUUAUAAGAGCUUGUUUUCUAUGUGAAUUUUUACUCUUGUUUUAAUGGACGUUAAAAGUAGAGGUUCAAGUUGAUUUCCGGAGAUAUCACUGUGGUAAUAUGUAUUAGAUUAUGUAAUUCGUUUGUGCUGUCCGCUACCAUUAAAAUGACUUCAAUAACAA